AUGGGAGAUGACAAUAUUGCUAACAUGUUAUUACUGUACAAUGGUCAAAUCAGAGAAACAAUUAAUACUUUAUGUAAACAUUAUCACGACAAGGUACAAACCAUGGUUCUCAUGAAGCAAUUGGAAAUGAACUUGCUCACAAUGUCGGACAAUCAUAGUAGCAUAAUUACUGGCAUUCAAGCGCUAACCAAAGAUCUACUCAGAAUAAACAAAUCGAUCGGGGAAAGCUUCGAACUUAUUCAGGAAUUGUAUGCGGAAUAUGAUAUCAAAAUGAAGGACUCCGAAUAA
Messenger RNA from Adineta ricciae, 288 nucleotides. The record is from the annotation of a GenBank genome assembly. Lineage: Eukaryota; Metazoa; Rotifera; Eurotatoria; Adinetida; Adinetidae.